CCAUAAAACACAAAAUAAGAAGAAGGAGAAAGCGUUGGAGCAGGGAGGCACACGCAAUGUUUGUUUGACCACUGUAGUUCAGAAUCUUUGAAAAUCAUGAGUUCUUCAGACGAAACAUGUAAAGGCACGAAACGACCCGCAUCUCCAGAUGAAUCUGGAGCUGCACAAUGGGAAUCAGCAGAUUUAGGGACAGACGAAAGGAAGCACAAGUUUUUGAGGCUGAUGGGAGCAGAAAAGAAAGAGCACACUGGACGCCUUGUUAUUGGGGAUCACAAGUCAACUUCCCAUUUCCGUAGCGGGGCAGAGGAUCAGAAGAUUACCACAGAGCUCGAGCACCAGUAUCAGCAGGGUCUGGAUGGGAAGUUAUCAGGAAGGAAUAGGAGACACUGUGGACUGGGCUUUAGUGAGCCCGAUCCACCUGCUGAGAGUGCGAGCGCCGCUGUGCCCGAGAAGUCAGACAGUUCAGAAAAGACCCCUGAACAACCAUCAAAACCAAACAAGGAUGAGAAAACGCAUUCAUCCGACACAGAGUCCGAGAAACAGGAACUGCACACAGACUCAAAGGAGGACAAGAAAAUGGCUUUUGUAAAAUCCACAUAAAUGGCAUUGUUUUUUGUUGUAAUUUCUUGAUCUCCUAAAAUGCUGCAGUGAGGUAGUGUGAGAGAGAGAGAGAGAGAGAGCACAUUUUUAUUUCCAUUCAAAUUGAAAAAUUGUCAGUUUCAAUUUUUUAUGUAAUUAUGUCAGUCGUCAAGUUAUUCAGACUUGCCUGGUCUUGUUGAGAAUGGUUUAUUCUUUAUGAAUUAAAGGCAUAGUUCAUAUGAA
Messenger RNA from Carassius carassius (crucian carp), 822 nucleotides. RefSeq names its product small acidic protein-like. The record is from RefSeq and is a predicted model, not a curated record. NCBI's taxonomy places the organism in Eukaryota, Metazoa, Chordata, Actinopteri, Cypriniformes, Cyprinidae. Bases 97 to 600 code for a protein of 167 amino acids. The transcript has 5 exons.